Messenger RNA from Arctia plantaginis, 1437 nucleotides. The record is from the annotation of a GenBank genome assembly. Lineage: Eukaryota; Metazoa; Arthropoda; Insecta; Lepidoptera; Erebidae.
AUGUUUGUCAAACGGGGGCUUGUCAAUUGUGGGUGUGUGCUUCGAGCAGUGGGGGACAUCGCACGCGAAAUAGAUACAUCUCGUUAUCAAAAUGGAAAAGAUGACGAGGUACAAGUAUACACCGUUGAUGGUGUUUCAAAUCAUCCUCAUGGUUUUAUUUCUCAUCUUUGUCCAAUACAUCUCGUUAUCAAAAUGGAAAAGAUGACGAGGUACAAGUAUACACCGUUGAUGGUGUUUCAAAUCAUCCUCAUGGUUUUAUUUCUCAUCUUUGUCCAGUAUGGUGGUGAUGAGGAUGCUGAUAUUAAAGGAUAUGAAGACACACAUGUAAUGAUAUUUAUUGGUUUUGGCUUCCUGAUGACCUUCCUAAAGAAAUACUGUUACAGUGCUUUGGGUUUUAACUGGCUCUUAGCCGCACUGGCUAUUCAAUGGGCCCUACUAUGCCAAUCCUUUUAUCAUAUGAAAGAUAAUACAAUACUUCUUACAAAGAAAUCAUUGUUCGAGGCAGAUGUCAUGUCAGCGACUGUUUUAAUUACCUUCGGUGCGGUAUUGGGUAUCGCUAGUGGAGCACAGCUAUUGUUCAUAGCCCUGGUGGAGAUUGCCGUCGGAUGCUUAAACCUGUACAUAAUUGGUGAUAUCUUUAAGGCUUCAGAUGUCGGUGGAUCUAUAGGUAUUCAUACAUUUGGUGCAUAUUUUGGGCUUGGAGUUAGUACUGCAUUGAGGAUAAAGAAAGGCGAAGUACCAGAAGCAUCUAGGUUGGAUGGCCCGAACUACAACUCUGAUGUAACAGCUAUGAUUGGUUCUAUAUUUUUGUGGAUCUAUUGGCCGUCAUUCAACUCAGCCUUGACUGUAUCGCCAGCUGAAUACCAAAGAGCUAUUAUCAAUACCUAUCUUUCUCUCGCUGGUGCCACAGUAACAGCCUUUGUGGUGUCUUCUAUGGUGAACCACCAAAAAGGCAAGUUUGAUAUGGUGCAUAUUCAGAACUCAACGUUGGCUGGUGGUGUAGCUAUAGGAGCUGUUUGCAACAUGUUCAUUACUCCUGGUAUCGCCAUCGCUAUUGGCAUCGGUGCUGGCAUUCUCAGUGUUUGUGGUUAUCGGUUUCUGUCGCCAGCGUUAGAGAAAAUUGGUAUCCAAGAUACCUGCGGAGUCAACAACCUUCAUGGCAUGCCGGGCAUAUAUUCUGGUAUUUUAUCCAUUUUGUUCGCCGCAUUAGCCACAUCUGAGAGAUAUGGAUCCGAAUUACCUGGUAUAUUCGCAGCUAUGGAGAGCGGAAGGACGGCCGGCGGCCAGGCUUUGUACCAGCUGGCAGCUCUGGGUGUGACAUUGUUGUUAUCAUUUGGUACAGGAGUGAUUACAGGUUUGCUCGCAAAACUGCCACUGUUUGAGCCCCUGAAGGAAUCGGACAGAUACAACGACGAAAUCAACUGGGAACUGCCCUAA